Molecule: messenger RNA, 825 nt
Organism: Nelumbo nucifera (sacred lotus)
Lineage: Eukaryota; Viridiplantae; Streptophyta; Magnoliopsida; Proteales; Nelumbonaceae
Source: RefSeq, a predicted model, not a curated record
AUGCCUAAAAACCAGUCUGAACGAUUAGUUGGUCGUUCCCCGUCUCGAGAAAACCGACACCGUGACUCCUCGCACCAAGAAGUCCCGCAACCUUCGGCUGUAGUGGAUCCAAUGCAAUUCCGAGCCAUGCAAGGGAAGGUUGAUAAGAUCUUCGAGUUCAUGCAGACACUGGGGUCUGCUGCGCCACCCAACCGGGCCAUCCCCCCUUACGCCCCAACGCACACGAAGGACGAUCCUUGGACCGAGGACCCCAAAGCGAGAUGGUCAGACUUAAGGGGAGAGCGGUCUGAGCGUAUGAGGUGGCGCGAGAAGAUGAAGACACAAAGUAACAAGAGAAACCAAGACAAAUAUUGUGAGUUCCACAAGGACCACGACCACGACAUGGAGAAUUGUUUCGACCUGUACAACCAUAUUGAAGAUCUGAUUAGGCGUGGUUAUCUCAGCGGCUUCAUAGACAGAAAGGAGAAGCCAGCCCAAGAGGAACAAAGGGAGGAUGAAGCUGGGCAACCACCGUCCCGAGGCCCCCCAGCCGGCGUCAUCCACAUUAUAUCAGGAGGAGUCGCCGCUAGAGGGGAAAGCAGCUCGGGUCGGAAAAGAUAUUCUCGACUGUGCGAGAUUGACGACCGAGGUCACGGGAGGAGGCGCGACACAUCUAUCACCUUCAUUGACAACGACCUCCGAGGGGUCCAGACACCGCACGACGACGCCUUUGUCGUCACAGUCAAGGUGGCAAACUUCGAGCUGCGAUGGAUCCUAUUUGACAUAGGGAGUUCUGCCGACGUAUUGUUUGAAGAAGCAUUCGAAAAGCUUGGCAUUGAUAGAUAA